CUUUUGACUAGUAGUAAAAAGAGUAAAACUUCUGUAUCUGCACAAACACCUACAUCAAUCCGCAAUACCUCUCGUAGAUCAUAUUCUUCUGCAACUCCAAAAGAUAACCAAACUAAUCCUGAUAAAAGCCAAACUGUUCUGAAAGAAGGAACCUCAACCACAUCUAAUCCGCAAUAA
This is a messenger RNA of Dentiscutata erythropus, 177 nucleotides long. NCBI's taxonomy places the organism in Eukaryota, Fungi, Glomeromycota, Glomeromycetes, Diversisporales, Gigasporaceae. The record is from the annotation of a GenBank genome assembly.